AAAGGUUGCCAGCCCCGCCGUUGGUGCUCAGUAUUUGUUCGUUUGUUGUUACGGCAGCCGCCAGUCGGUCGUUAGUUUUUGUUUUCGUUCAUUUGUUUAUACUCGCGCGGCACUCGGCCCCCCCACCCGUUCCCACAUAACCCGUUUGAAAGGCAUCAACUGAGUAGCAUUGGAAUCAUGGAGGCACUGGGGGAUCUCUUGGCGCCACACAGCGAACUAAUCGCCAAGGUAGCCGGCACCAUAACUACCCUGCAAUUCCUGUCCGGAGUCGUUCUGAUGAACGACAUCCGCAAGAAGGGUAGCAGCGACGUCUACCCGGUGGGCCCGUUUCUCUUCGGAGUGGUGCUGACCAUUCUCAGCUUGAAGCUGGCCAACAUUAUGAAUGAUGCUGCCAUGAUCAAUACGAAUUUAAUCGGCCUGGUGAUCAACUUCGUCUUCCUGUUCGGAUUUUACUACUACGCCUCGAGCGCCAGCAGGAGCAAGAUCUGGAAGCAGAUUGGCUAUUCCUCGGUCUUCCUAUUGGUCAUCACCGCGUAUGCCAACUUCGAGGAUCCGGCCAAGAUCGAGUUCCGCCUGGGAAUGCUGAUCACCGGCAUCCUGGUUUGGAUGGUGGGCUCUCCCCUGCUGCAUCUGCCGAAAAUCAUUGAGAAGAAGAGCACCGAGGGAAUGCCGUUCCCAAUUAUCUUUGCCGGUAAUCUGGUGGCACUUUCCUGGACGCUGUAUGCCAUCUCCAUCAAGAAUACUGUGAUGGUGCUGCAGAAUCUUUUGCUGCUGGUCCUGGGCGGCAUUCAGCUCUCCAUGUUCGCUAUUUAUCCCAACAAACCGGCUGCCAAGAAGCCCAAGGACAGCAAGAAGGACAAAUAAUUGAAAUCGAACG
Drosophila simulans is the source of this 877-nucleotide messenger RNA. RefSeq names its product sugar transporter SWEET1. Gene Ontology annotation, molecular function: sugar transmembrane transporter activity. Gene Ontology annotation, cellular component: membrane. Gene Ontology annotation, biological process: carbohydrate transport. NCBI's taxonomy places the organism in Eukaryota, Metazoa, Arthropoda, Insecta, Diptera, Drosophilidae. Bases 178 to 864 code for a protein of 228 amino acids. The record is from RefSeq and is a predicted model, not a curated record. The transcript has 3 exons.